Molecule: messenger RNA, 1614 nt
Organism: Cladocopium goreaui
Lineage: Eukaryota; Dinophyceae; Suessiales; Symbiodiniaceae
Source: the annotation of a GenBank genome assembly
AUGGCUAACCGUGCCAUCCAGCACGGUGCAUUGCAUGAUGAGCCAACAUUAACGGAUGGCUCUGGCCGCCUGACAAUGUCGGCCAUUGGCUCUGCCUGGGCUGCGGCCAUCAACAAUGGCUCGUCCUGGAUGGUGAUCAAACGAUGUGUGGCUGCAGAGAUGCCGGGUGUGAUUGAGUUGGUCUCAAUGGGCAUGAACGCCACACAGCAAGUCUCCAAAGGAGAAGAUGAAAUGCAGCUGCUGAAGAAAAUCUUGCAGGCCAUUCAGAACUAUGAGAAAACGCACAGCCGAGCUCCUCAAUGGAGCGAGAUAGCAGAUGAAACCUUGCGGUCCAGGCCAAAAUGCCACCUGUCAGCAGGGCCCAUCUUCACAUUUGCCAUGAAGUUCGCCGGGGCAGGUGGAGCUUUGAAGCACACCGAAUCUUUCGUCAGGGCAAAUGGCCGCCCUAGCAGGGACUUGGGGCCGGAAGUGUGGACCCAGCUGAGCCAGGAUGUCAAGCAUGGGCCCAUGCUGUGGUGGCGUCAUGCCUUGCUCAAGCAUGCAUACUGCUCUGACCGGGCGCUGUCAGUAACCGAUGUUGAGAACGAGACGGCGCUCCAGAGAGCAGUGGGCCGGCUGGAGUGCUGCCUUUGCGCGGUGCUCCUGGACAAGAAGUCCAGGGAAUUCCAAAAGAUGGAAGACGCAUGCAUCUCCCUUCUGAAGGAGUUUGCGGAGGAGAUUGGGAAGCCAUCCAUCGAGCCGCCAGAGUCAUGGAAGGAAGGAGCAAGUGAGGAAAAGCCCAAGGCAACUGCACGGGAAGGUCAUGCAUCUUUCCGUGUGUACGAUGAGCAGGGCCAUCUGAAGAAUCAGGUGGAUGUCCUUGCUUCGAUGGGCUUUCGGGUUGGCGUCACAAUCCAGAACAGCAAUGUGAUUGGAGAGAUCAAAGAAAUUCACGACAGCGAAGUGACUUUGCUUCGAAGCGAGCCUGAAGGUGGGCAGGUGAAGGUGAAAAUCCAAAGCUUGCUCCAGAAGGAAUGGAAGGAGUACGAAGAGCCGAAGCAGCAGACACAGCUGUUUUGGGUUACCGAUGCUCCCCAUACCUCCGCUGAGUUUGGCAUCACGGUGAUCAAGGGCAAGAUCCUGGCCACCAUGCACCAGCAGGUCAAGGAGCUCAAGGGAUGGCUGACCGUGCAGCUGUGGAAGGACCCCAAGGCUUUGAAAGUCAGCCGAGUUUGGCAGGCAAAGAAGCUGGCGCUGCCAUGCGCGACAUCGAAGAUCUUGGUGGUUGAGCCCGAGAAGGCGACUGGGAUCACCAUUGGGGUGUAUGGCCCAUACGAGGUGUGCAUCGUUCCGUACACGAAGUUUGGCAGCUUCUGCAAUCCAAUGUGGAUGGUUCCGGGCACGGAUGAUGAAGAGAGUGUGAAUAUGGAGGUUCACCCGAGCGUCGAAGUCAUGAGGAAGAACAAGCUUGAUUUGGACAAGCCGAUCACGCUUCCGGUCUUGCGCAACGUGGGCAAACUUGAGGCCGGCGACGAGCUCUUCGUUUUGGAGAAGAAGAAGAAGAAGACCGCAGAGGUCGAGGAGGUGAUCGAAGCCGAUAACCCCCGGAAGAGAUUGCGCGGCAAGACAAGCUAG